AUGGGGUCUGCUGCUCUAUUCCUGAUCAAAAACAUUCUUGAUCUCAUGAUGAUCACAGUAGUUUCUCUGUUGUUGUGCAGAAGCGUUACAGCCCAAUCACCAGAAGAUCCUUCCCUAGUAGGCGACCCCCAAGAGAAGGAAGCCCUUUAUGAUCUCAGGGCCACUUUCCGUGACCCUUUGCUAACUGAUAACUGGACCGGUCCUCAUUGCAACAUUUAUACACCUUGGAAAGGCAUUCAGUGUUCUAAUGGUCAUGUUACCAUUUUAGUGUUGGAGAAUAUGGGGCUGACGGGGAAUAUCAACGUUAGUGAAUUCAUAAACUUUCCAGACUUGUCUGUCCUGAGCUUCAGGAACAACUCUAUAGGGGGAAAUAUAAUGAAUUUCUCCUCCAACCACAAGUUCAUGAAGCGUAUUGAUCUAUCAAACAACAUGUUCUCCGGGCCAAUUCCAGAUUCGCUGCGUAUUCUUGAUUUAUUGGAGUCGUUGCAGCUUCAAAAUAACAAAUUAACAGGUACUAUCCCAGAAUUUAACCAAUCUAGCCUUAAAGAAUUCAGUGUCUCUAAUAACGAUCUCUCCGGCUCGAUCCCACAAACUCAAACUCUGCAAUCAUUUGGCUAUGCUUCAUAUUCUGGUAACCCUGGAUUGUGCGGUCCACCCUCGCCAACUCCCUGCAGCCCGAGUACAAAUGACACAGGAGAAUCUCCUAAUUCUUCUGAUGAUAAAGUUCAUCUUGAUAAAAUAGUUUUUGGUUUCAUCAUUGUUCUUCUAGUUGUUGUAAUUGCGGUCUCUGCUUUUUACUGCAUCAAAGUUCAUAAGCUUGAGAAGAUGUUGAUGGAAAAGGAAGUAGAUCACAUAGAAGACAAAGAGGAAGAUGAGAAGAUUAUAGAGGCGGGAGGGAGGAGAAUCGUGGCAGAAGAGAGAGGGAACCUCAUAUUCAUGGAGGAUGAAACGGGUUUUGAAUUCAGCGAUCUUCUAAGAGCUUCUGCCGAGGGAUUGGGCAAGGGGAGUUUCGGGAAUUGUUACAAGGCUAAGCUGAAUAGUGGGCCAACCAUUGUUGUGAAGCGGCUAAGUGAUUUGAGACCAUUGACUAACGAGGAGUUUGCAAAGCAAUUGCGUCUGAUUGCGGAUUUGAAGCACCCUAAUUUGCUAUGCUUCCUAGCUUAUUACCAAUCCAAGGACGAGAAGUUGCUGCUGUACAGAUAUGCUGAGCACGGAAACUUGUUCUACCGUAUUCAUGGAGGGAGAGGUAGUGGAGACCGAGUUCCAUUCAGAUGGAGCACAAGAUUAUCAGUUGCUCGAGGUGUCGCACGAGGCUUGGAAUAUCUGCACCUCAACAUGAACAGGUCCCGAAGAAUUGCUCCCCAUGGCAACUUAAAAUCCUCGAAUGUACUUUUGGAUGAAAACGACAAGGUUCUUGUUUCUGACUAUGGUUUUGCUUCACUAGUAGCACUUCCCAUUGCAACCCAACGAAUGAUGUCAUUCAAGUCACCCGAAUAUAAAAAUGCGAAGAGAGUUUCGAAACACUCUGAUGUUUGGAGUUACGGCUGCCUUCUUUUAGAACUACUGACUGGAAAGAUCCCAGACAAAACGGCUCCACCGGGAUUCAAUGGCGUGGAUCUCUGCAGUUGGAUCGACCGAGCACUCAGGGAAGAAUGGACAGCCGAGGUAUUUGACCCUGAGAUAUCUAAUUCGCAGAGAAACGCCGCUCCUGGGAUGCUGAGACUGCUACAAAUUGCGAUGCGUUGCUGUAUGAAGUUCCCCGAGGAGCGUCCUGAGAUGACAGAGGUGGUGAGAGAGGUGGAACUUAUUGAAGUUCCUAGACCAGAAGAUGAAGAUGAUUUAUCGUUGGAUCCAUCGUUGACAGACGAUUAUUCAGAAGCAACUACUGCUUCUGGGAUUGCUGAAGAUGAGAGAUGAUAGUAGGUACAGGACGACUGGAAAGGAAGAUUGCCCAUCCCAUAUAAUAUGCAACUUCAUAAGAUUGAUCUCUUUCAAGAGAAUAAUAAAGUAGCUAGUAGUUUUGAUGCAAUGUUCAAAGCCAAACUUGAGCAUAUAUAUUGGUAUCAGCUGCCUGAUAUCUU
This is a messenger RNA of Juglans regia (Persian walnut), 2081 nucleotides long. RefSeq names its product pollen receptor-like kinase 4. The record is from RefSeq and is a predicted model, not a curated record. Gene Ontology annotation, molecular function: protein binding; protein kinase activity; ATP binding. Gene Ontology annotation, biological process: protein phosphorylation. The coding region runs from base 1 to 1917 and encodes 638 amino acids. NCBI's taxonomy places the organism in Eukaryota, Viridiplantae, Streptophyta, Magnoliopsida, Fagales, Juglandaceae. The transcript is spliced from 2 exons.